CUGACAUAAGUGCGCGUGCACGCGAUAAGCGCGGCCACUUUCACGUUAUUUUUUGUGCGAUUAUAUACGCGCUGCUCCUAUUAGGCCACGUCAAAAUUAAUUUCGUCGUUAUUAGAAGCAACGUAUUCUUUUCGGAUGAUUAGAUUUGCCGUAAUGAAAAAUGUGAAGAAUGUAUAGUAGGUUACUACAUCGGUGCAUCAAGGCCGUCUAACAAGGCAGAUAGCACUUUGGUCAAGUACUAUUUUUAUUCCAGUUGUUAACCUCGAACGACAUAUUCGCAGAAAUGUCAUUCGAAGGAAAGUACAACGUGAAAAGUCCUGCGGUGAAGAGAUUAAUGAGAGAGGCUCAAGAGCUUCAUGAGGCUACAGAAGAAUACUGUGCAUCUCCUUUAGAAGACAAUCUUUUUGAGUGGCAUUUUACUGUUCAAGGACCACCUUCCACAGACUUUGAAGGUGGUGUUUACCAUGGUAGAAUUUUGUUGCCACCAGAAUAUCCUAUGAAACCACCAAAUAUUAUAUUGUUAACACCCAAUGGACGCUUUGAAACUAAUAAAAAAAUUUGCCUAAGCAUUUCUGGGUAUCACCCAGAAACAUGGCAACCUUCGUGGAGUAUCAGAACAGCUUUAUUGGCUUUAAUUGCUUUUAUGCCGACACCAGGAAAUAGGACAAUCGGUUCUUUAGAUCAUAGCACAGAAGAGAGGCAGAAGCUUGCAAAAAAAUCUCUAAGUUGGCAAUGCGAUACUUGUGGCAAAGUUGUUGAUUUGUUAUCUAAAAACACAGUUAAGAAACCCAUCACAGAGGAAGAACAAACUAUGUUAAAUACAAUAGCUUUGAAGGCUGAUGAUUCACCUGCAUCGGAUACAUCUUCUUUAGUCAAUACAGAUAGUACUUCAGAAAAUCAACUAAGACAACGCAGUAUUGAACCGAUUAGUGUUGAUAAUCAAGAUCAACAGCAAUCGGAUGUUAUAGUAAAUCAACAAGUAGAAACGAUGUCAUCUUCGAACGAUUUAUUUUGGAGUAUUCUGAUCGCUUCCUUAGUAUCAGCGAUAAUUCUACUUAUUUUACGACGGCUAUUUCUUGUUUAAAGUAUUCUAAAUGUAACAAAACAUUAUGACUUCAAAAGCUGUUCAGUCUCUAAGUCAACACAUACCAUAUCCGAUUCUACCGGAUCCCAUUCUAAACUAUUUGGUGUCGA
Eufriesea mexicana is the source of this 1194-nucleotide messenger RNA. Its product is annotated as ubiquitin-conjugating enzyme E2 J1. The record is from RefSeq and is a predicted model, not a curated record. The coding region runs from base 284 to 1084 and encodes 266 amino acids. NCBI's taxonomy places the organism in Eukaryota, Metazoa, Arthropoda, Insecta, Hymenoptera, Apidae. The transcript has 6 exons.